ACCAAACAAGGCGCCGAGGAAUGUUAAUUGAAAAACAGAGCAUCAAAAUACACGAGAAAAUAUCAGUUCAGUCCUGAACAAAAAACAAGCAAAUCUCUCAUGCUCGAAAUGUCCUUAGAAGCAAAUCACUUUCAAGAGUUUCGAGUUGCAGAGAUGGCAGGGAAAAGAAAGAAGGUGGAUGGGUUUCCGCAGAUUAUCCCCCCAAGAGAAGAUGGCGAUCACAUUGAACCCGAAUCCAAAUUCGACUUGCGCAAGAGUUUGGCUUGGGAUACGGCCUUUUUCACGAGUCCAGGAAUUUUGGAUCCUGAAGAGCUGUUUGAGACCCUGAAUGUUGGGAAUUUGGAGAAUGGGGUUAACAAACCCGAGCACGGGGAACAGAGAUGUUUGCCUUCUGAGUCUUUGGACGCAGAAAGAACAAGCAGAGUUGCUGAAUGUAAUGCUCGCAGAAGCUUAGCUUGGGAUAGUGCCUUCUUCACAAGCGCAGGGUUUUUGAAUCUAGAAGAGUUGUCUAUGAUAAAUGGAGGGUUUCAGAAGUCUGAAGCUCCUAUGCUUCCUGGAAUUGAAGAAGAUUUUUGGAAGUCUGCUGACUCAAACUCUACAAUAGAUAGUGAAUUCUCCUUAGCAAGCCUCGAGAUUGAUCUUUUUGAUCAUAUGAAAACAUCACUACAGAAAUCAAGUACGGCAUCCGAUAUUGCAGCUUCAAGUUCAGAAAUGGGCGAACAGAAUUUCCAGUCUUCCAAAAUGGUGGGCUCUUCUUCUAGGACAACGAUGGGGCCUGUGCUGCCUUCGAGAAAGCAAUCUGUCAAGGUACAUGGUAAAGAGAAGAUGGCGAAAGAACGCCUGCAGGCUCCUGCUCGAAAUGGAGAAUAUAAUUCUUCCUCCUCUUGUAAGCCAUCAAAGACACUCAACCAGGCUGAGCCUCUGUCAAGUUUUGCCAUAAAAAAGGCUUCUUUGAGUGCGAAGACAGAGAAAGUGGAACAUAAAAUCAAAAAGGAUGCAUUUGGGAAAAACAUGUCAAGGAAACCUUGUUGUGGUGACUCAGGAAAUCGUAUUUCGUUGACACCAUCACCGAGAUCAGCUUCUUCUGGAGGGUCUGAUAGUGCUCUAUCAAAAUCCAUCAACAAAUCUCUUUCAAACUCUUUGAGAAGAAAGAACCAUUCAAGACUGGCUGCUUAUGAUUCAAGCUCGACUACUCCUUCAAGAGGGGAUUCUUUGGACAGCAAUGCUACUCAGGCACCAGACAAUGGGAGCCCUUCUUGUGAUCGAUUACCGACUGGGAGUAAAGUUAAAGAAAUGAAGUUGACAAAUCAACAUGUUGAUAGAUUGUCGAAGGGGACUGGUCCACUAACACAGACUGUUUCAGGGAGCUUAAAACCUUCAACUCUUCUAAUGCCAUCGCCAAAGACUGGAUUCUUUGAUAUGGAGAAAUCCAUUGCAUUAGAACCAGAUGGUAACCUCAAGUUCCACACAGGCUUACAAACUACCAAAAUUAGAAGCAGUGGGAGUAACCUUGAUCGUACUUCGAAUAGAGGAAAAUGCAGCAAGCUUCAGUCGGCAAGAACAUCAAUGAGGACUAAGAGAAUGAAGCCGGGCUCUCCAGAAGCUGAAGCCUCAUCUUUUGGUCCUGGCAUCAAACGUGCUUCUCCCACUGAUUUUGAAGUGAGAAGUGCCUGCCAAAAAUCUGAUCCAAAGGAAGAAGAAAAAGAAAUCGGUGGGAUAAUGGAAAACAAAAGUAGAAUGGAAAGCAAGGGAGAAGCACAUCAAAUGCUUAAGAAGCAAGAUCAGAAACAGAAUGAAGAUGUAAGCACAAAUCCUCUGAAAGAUGACCCCCAUACGGUUUGUGGCAAUGACAAGGAAAAUAUUUCCAAUUUUAGGAAUGAAGUUCAUGAUCUAACUAGACUUAUCGAAGCCAUUGAAUUCGGUAGGGAUUCGGCAAUAGAGCUAUAAAUUGGGAAGGGUACAUGUUUUUCCUUUUUUGGGGUGGUUGCGGGGGGCGGGUGGCGGGCUAUAGGUAGUCUGUUAUAGAUGGAACACUGGAAUCAUCUUUCUUAGAUGAGCUCCUUUAUGAAGGGAUUGUUAACAUCUACAAAAUCCUAGUCCAUUUCCAUUAUGUUGAAAGAGAGGUUUUUGAGUUUGCAACAGUGAUAAACUUUGCUUGGUAGAGGCUGUUUUUUUAAUUAUAAUUUCCAGCAACUAGAGGAUCUUGUUUUUAGAUUAGACGGUACAUCAGUUCCGGAUCUCUAUAAGAGCAAUAAAGCCGACAUGGUUAA
Rubroshorea leprosula is the source of this 2270-nucleotide messenger RNA. The record is from the annotation of a GenBank genome assembly. NCBI's taxonomy places the organism in Eukaryota, Viridiplantae, Streptophyta, Magnoliopsida, Malvales, Dipterocarpaceae.